Messenger RNA from Sporothrix brasiliensis 5110, 2229 nucleotides. RefSeq lists its product as uncharacterized. Bases 1 to 2229 code for a protein of 742 amino acids. The transcript has a single exon. Lineage: Eukaryota; Fungi; Ascomycota; Sordariomycetes; Ophiostomatales; Ophiostomataceae. The record is from RefSeq and is a predicted model, not a curated record.
AUGGCGUUCCUCUGCUUGCUGUGCCACCAGGCCGGCCACAAGACGGCUGACUGCCCCGAUGGCAAGCAGCCUCGAGGCACCAACAAGCCGGGCCCUAAAGCAAUCCUGUCCUUCCCUCCCACGAGUGCCCAGAAGCAGCCCGACACGCUCUGCGACCGCUGCGAUGGCCUCCGGCUGCUCGACCUCUUGCUGCGCGAGGAUGUGCAGGACGAGCUCACGAGCGACUUUGAGUUGGCCAUUGACAACUAUCAGCUCUACCGCAGUCUGGGUUCGUACCGCAGCAUCGAGCUCGUCGACAGCUGCCCACUGUGCCGGCUGCUGUUCAGCAUCUUCCCGCCCGAAGACACAAACAUUGAGCCUUCAGACGAGUAUCUCCUCAAGCCGCUACGGACAUACAACCGGCUCGGAGGGUCCUUGAAAGGCGAGAAGAAGGCGCACCUGUACGAGCAGUACACGGUGUCCAUUUCCAUCAUCGCGAAGCCCAUGGUCAGCAGGCAGGCUGUGGAGCUCUUGGCCACCGCAGACUACCGGUUCAAGUACGAUACAUCGAUUGGUAUCGUGGGCCACCCGAGCUUGCCAUCGUCAGGGCCAUCACCGCCCUCGACUACCAGAAGCGGACUGCCUAUACGGGUGCGGGACCCUGUCGUCGAUUUCAAGACAAUUCAAUCUUGGCUUCACCGCUGCGAUGCCGAGCACUCUGACUGUAGAAAUGUGUGGGUCGACGAGCUCCUUACAACAAGCAUGAUCGAUGUACAGACGAUGACUAUCGUCCCCUGUCCGCCGAAUUGUGAGUACCUGGCACUCAGCUACGUAUGGGGCCCCAUCGUCCCCGAACCGAACGCGCUGAAGAAGGGCACGCUGCCCGCGACAAUUACCGAUGCCAUGGAGACCACCAAGCAGCUGGGCUUCCGCUACCUCUGGAUCGACGCACUUUGCAUCGACCAGGACCCAUCUUCACCCGUGAAAAUACAGCAGCUGAGCAUUAUGGACCGUAUCUAUGCUGGUGCCUACGCAACGCUAGUCGCCUUCUAUGGCGACAGCUCUCUUUUUGGCCUCCGGGGCACAACACAGGCGCGCGCUCGCACGGCCCAGCCGCGGGAAACAAUUGUCGAUUUCAAUGGCGACGGCUCGGCCUACGAAUUGUCCGCCAUGUACCCGACGAUGACGGCCGAGUGGGAGUACCCGACGUGCACGCACCGGACUCGCGCAUGGACUCUGCAAGAGGAAUACCUGAGCCAGCGGCUGAUCAUUUUCGGGCAGGAUCAGGUGCACUACCGGUGUCAGAACGUGAUCCUGCAGGAGACGGUCGACGAGACUAUAGACCCAGGCCAUGUUCUGGAUCUACUCGCAUUAGGCGAGGAAGAGAGUGGAGAGUAUUUCCGCGAACUUUCACGUAGCCGUGCCCUUGGAAGUGGAAGCAGCACCGGCAAACAGAGCGGUACCGGGCCAACCCCCGCUCGCCGCCGUCAGAUGGCCGCCACCCAGUUUGCGAGCUGCAUCAGUGAUUACACGGCCCGCAAGAUGGUGUAUGACCGCGACUCUCUCAAUGCCUGUCUCGGGAUGCUCAGCUUCCUACGCCGCAUGGCCGAUCUAAGCGAAUUUGUAUGGGGCCUACCGCUGCGGGACUUCCCCGUGUCGCUCAUGUGGUGUCACAGCGCCAGCUCCGGCACUGGCAACGCCAAACCAAAGCCACCUCGCCGCCGCCCGGCCUUCCCCUCAUGGUCAUUCGUUGGCUGGGAGGGCGAGGUCUCGUAUCUGCUUCCCGACAACCUGCUGCCGACGGCGGAAAAGACGGAACGCGUGCGCGAGGAUAUGGCCCGCAAGGAGAUGGCGCUCGACCUUUGCAUACAGUUUGUCGAUAUCCAGGACCAGACGCUCACCGUGGCUGGCUGGACGGUGCGCUUCGACAUCCAGACGGCGCCCUUCAGCACGGCAUUUGUGCCCGGAAAGCCCGAUGAGCCCAUUGGCAUGCUCACGCAAAACGACGAGCGGCACCCGACAUCGCUCCCUCCGGGCGUUUUUGACUUUGUGGUCGUGCAACGACUUACGCGCGACAUGGGCAACGGGCGAUUCCGGCAUGUGUUAUACCUGGUCAUGUUGGACGACAACGGGCCAGGUGCGGUGCCGUCGCGGCGGACGCUCGUGCAGUGGAAUGUCGAAAGCAGCUUCAUACCGACGCCAGCAUAUGAAGCCAUGUUGAAGCGGAACGACAAUAUUCAGAUGGUGUAG